This is a messenger RNA of Dunckerocampus dactyliophorus (ringed pipefish), 2339 nucleotides long. It is a transcript of the gene draxina, whose product is annotated as dorsal inhibitory axon guidance protein a. The coding region runs from base 755 to 1825 and encodes 356 amino acids. The record is from RefSeq and is a predicted model, not a curated record. The transcript has 10 exons. NCBI's taxonomy places the organism in Eukaryota, Metazoa, Chordata, Actinopteri, Syngnathiformes, Syngnathidae. Gene Ontology annotation, cellular component: extracellular region. Gene Ontology annotation, biological process: Wnt signaling pathway; axon guidance.
UUAUUGUUCUUGUAGUGAACUGUGUAUAACUUCUUUUUGCACUUGUAUGAUAGUUCAAAACUGCAAUGAAAAAACAAGUGAUGCAUGAAGGAGACUGUUCUCUGCAAUCCUCCACUUUCCUCUAUCCUUUCAAGCACCAUCUAAGGUCUUCUCCACCCACUGAGACAAUGAGACUGUAUGACUGACAAAAGGGCUCACUCCAUUCAUGCUGUUGUUGUAUGGAACAAACGCGCCAAGGUGCUGAAACCAACCUCUCGUCCUGCCUGUUUGGAGAGUGGCGCUGCUGACAGUAAAUACAGAGCUUUAUGUGCACAUUAUCUUCAAUUUGGAAUACGAGAACCAAAAAGGAUAACAAGCAGUCUAUGGGCUAGAGGCGGGACCAAACGUGACGUCACCUUGAAGCUCUUCCAUCACCUUCCUAUGCAACAUACCGGCUACAUUGCAACGCUGUGACGUAAUCGAUAAGGGAAAAAAUCGAUACCGUCUCAUGUGACCACAACUGCCAAAUCCUCCUCGCCCAGUCUCCACCCCUACCCCAUCCCCCCCCUCCCGACCCUGGUGCGAGGACGCGCUCCUCCCGGGGGCGAGCGCUGCGCGGAGCGGGCAACUCUUGCUUCAUAAGAAGCCGCACAGUGUUGAUGCUCGGACGGAGAGAAGAACCGCCGCUGCUCGGUGCUGCCUGUUUACACAUCACUCGAGUGUUGCUCCAAGCGAAGAACAAAGCAACCAACGCAGCAGGUGUUGUGCUAUAGAGAUGAUGGCACCCUCCUUGAUUGUGAUCCUGGUGGUUCUGUUGGCCGCCGUGGCGCUGUCUCUCACCACCGAGCUCGGAGCGCCACGCAGCAAGAGGAGGCACAGCUCAGGAGGUGGAGGAGACACCCAACAGCACUCCCUGCAGGCUGCACAGGGCUACAGCAAGGACCGCUUUGGCGACGGGAGCCGGGCGAGUAAAGCAACACGAGGCAGAGGCGGGCCCAGCUCCCGCAGGUCAUCACAUCCCCUGGCCCGACCCGAGGACGACGGGACAGGCUUGGAGGGUCUGCAUCCAGUGCGAGUAGAGAUGGGUCCUGGCCGAGCUGGAAUGAAGAAGCACCCCGGAGAGAACCAUCUUAUGAUGUCACGCAAGGGGCGGGGCCACGAGCACCGCUCUGACUUCAGGAGACAAGGGGGGCGACGGGACAAGGGCCAGCAUGGACAAGGCUUUCUUCCAGAUCCCCAGCUUCGCGAUCUACUUCACCACCCCCCUCCCUCUCCUUUUUCUUCCUCCCCCUCCCUCGCCGUGGCCCUUCCUAGUGACGCCGCCCCCUCGUCCUCCAACGCCGCCGUUUUUGGCUCUGGCUUCUCCAUAGUUGCCACGGUGAUGAACGAGCAUCCCCCAACUCUGACCCCAGCCUCCACCAAGCCCCAGAAGUCAGGACGAGGGAAGGGGCAAGGCGAGGUGAUGCCCACACUGGACAUGGCGCUCUUUGACUGGACGGACUAUGAGGACAUGAAACCUGUGGACACUUGGCCGUCCUCCAGGAAGAAAGACAAGAGGCGAAGUAAAAACCUCAGCAGCGGAAACGCCACUGUAGAUGCCGACAUCAUCGAGCCAUGUGACCACCAUCUGGACUGUCUUCCUGGUUCUUGCUGUGACUUGAGGCAACAUGAGUGUAAAGCUCACAACAGAGGCCUCAACAACAAGUGCUACGACGACUGCAUGUGUGAGGAAGGCUUCCGUUGUUACGCAAAAUUCCACCGUAAGCGUCGCGUGACGAGGAGGAGAGGCCGCUGUGUGGUCCCUGAGUCAGUUAGCAGUGACCAAGGAGGCUUCAUCACCAUUUGAGGAGGAAGAAAAGCACCGUGACCACUUAACUUGGACAGAGGCCACAGCACAGCCAAGAUGUCCCGUGCUGGAAGCGGGUGUUGCCCACAUGGCGGAACGGGAGGAAGGUGAAACACGCGCUUGUCUGUCAGGUGGACAUUUUUAAGCACAUGUGAAUGUUUGAAUGUUUUUAUUUAUCGGUUUGCUUGUUUCUAAUGUUGGAACAUCUCCUGGUUGAUGUAUGUAUAACUAUGUGUUUUUACUAGUUUGUUCAUGUGCCCUCGUAGUACUUCAAGGUUGUUCUCAUUCAUCAUGCACAGAAGUGACUGACGUAAACGUUCUGCUGUGUCUGCUGAAUAUCAUCUACAAGCAAAGUGACGCUUCUGUAAAUAUGACGGUGUCAAUUGAUCAACACAUUUUUCUUUCGCCAUCCGAGUUUCUUGCGCCACAUCUGCAGAUAUUGAAAUAUAUUGUUUAUUUAUUACCGUAUUGUGUUUUUAAAACUUUGAAGAUUAAACUAUUUGUUGUGUAGCAA